This is a messenger RNA of Rangifer tarandus platyrhynchus (Svalbard reindeer), 672 nucleotides long. The record is from the annotation of a GenBank genome assembly. NCBI's taxonomy places the organism in Eukaryota, Metazoa, Chordata, Mammalia, Artiodactyla, Cervidae.
AUGUGCCCCGUUAGGCAGCUCCGAGCAGCGCUGGGGAUCCCGGGCGCCGGAGGAGACUCCUGCUCCCUAGAGCUACGCGUCUGCGCGAUCCGCGGCUGCCGCCAGGCGUGCAAAAAAGCCGAGAUCUCCCCGGCGCCCCCUUCCUCGCACCGGUUACUGGAAAGCAGGGGAGGCGGGGCCUGGUUAACUGCGGAGGGUGCGGCCGGUCCCGGGAGUUCAGAUUGGGGUGGCUUUAGAUCAGGGUGGCUUUGGCUUUUACCCUGGAUGCGGGAAGCGAGGACAGGGGAGAGUUUCUUGGAUGAGGGAUCCCGAAGCCAUCCCUUCUCUUUCUCGAAAGAGAAAGGGGACCUUCUCUUUCUCGAAAAGCAAAUCACUUUGCCAGUGCCAGGAAAAAAAAUCAAUCGGGCGGGCGAAAAGACUUUUUCCCCGCCUCCAGUGGCAUCCCUUGCGUUUCGUCUCUUGGGACGGGAAGAGGGCAUUUGUGAAGGUGACUGGCGCUCCAGACUCCUCCUCUCUCUUCCCCGGGAAGUGCACCGCUUUAGUCGCUCCUUUUUGGAGAGUGGGCCUGGGGAGACCGGACGUGAGUCCUUGGCUGGAGGGCGGAAGCCAAAGAAGAUAACGGACGUGCUCCUUUGGAGUUUUUUACCUAGCCUUAAGGAAGAUGGGAGAUGA